UCCGCUUCCGUUUUUCUCGGUUUGUGUUGUGGUUGCGGUUUUGCAGAGUUGUGGGGCUGAAGUGUGAAACGAUGCCCUAAAUUAACGAAUUUUUGCGACUUCAUACCGCUUGCAACUGAAAAUGGACGAAGUUACCCGGCUUUUGUCUGAAUGUAAGCUGUCAACGCACGAAGGGAAACAACUUGACAGCACUGCAUUGCAAAAUAGCCUCAAGAAGCUUGUUGCGCUUUUGACUGCAGAAGGCACAACCUCGAAGGACCAGAAACAAGUUGCGGACCAACUAGUGAAAGGCGGCUUCGUUGACAUCGUCAAAAAUACAUCGAAACGGAUUUCUGAGAUCCACGUGGACUGUCUCUCAGUUUUCGCACAAGCUGUAGCAGAAGCCUGCAAAAACGAUGUCCUACGAAAGCUGUGUACGGAUGUGACCAUUAUUGAGCCCCUUCUCAAGCAACUGUCCCGUGUGGACUAUGCAGCGGUUCAGCAGGUCUGCCGUGCUCUGGGAAACAUCUGCUACGACAACGACGUUGCGAGGGACAUCGUCAAGUCUCACCACGGGGUGGAGCAGCUGUUGCAGUUGCUGCAGAACUUGCUGGAGGCGGACACUGUCCCGGACAAUUUACACACCGUGGCGUCUGGGUGCUUGCUCAACCUGACAGAUAUGCAAGAGAUCCAAGAACAGGCGCUCCAACUCGGGCUCGUGGACAUUUUGCUCAAGUACCUCAAUAAGUUCGGCAAUGACGAGGAAGUGGCCAUGCACUGUGUUCUGGUGCUGAACAGCAUUGCAGAUACAGACUCUGGUCGAAAACAUCUACUGAAGCCGAAUAUAUUUUCUUCCCUUUUGGCCCUCUUGGACAAGAACUUCUUGGAAGAUGGGACAGAAAUCCUUCUGGAACUCUUUGGAAACCUGGCUGAAAGUGAUGCAGUAAAAGAGAGCCUCGCCCAAGAUGGCUUCUGCGAAAAAUUAGUGAACAUGCUUCAGAGGUUUCAAGCUGGCCCUGCCUCAGAAGAUAAACAGGGAAUCAUGAAGACCAUAUGUGACCUCAUCAUCCUUGUCCUUACUGGUGAUGCAAGCAUGCGCCAUGUUUACCAAAAUGGUAGUGGCAGCGUGUACAAGGCAACAAUUGGAUGGCUUCAAUCUGAGGACGACAAUCUCAAGGUGGCUGGAGCACUGGCUGCAGGAAAUUUUGCCAGAAAAGAUGACCACUGCAUUCAAAUGGUUCAAGAUGGUGUGGCCGUCCACCUCCUGAACCUGCUCCAGGACCAGACAGGCUCUGACGGUGACAUCCGUCUCCAGCACGCUCUGCUGGCAGCUCUUAGGAACCUGGCGCUUCCUGUGGCCAACAAACCCAUCCUUGUGGAGCUGGGUAUUGUGGACAAGCUGCUGUCCAUGCUCGGUGUGGAAACGUUUCCAGUUGUGUUCAAGCUGCUCGGCACGCUUCGCAUGCUUGUUUGCAAACAAGAAGCGGUAGCGACGAAAUUGGGCCUCAACGAGAAGCUGGUCCAGCAUCUGGUCAGUUGGUGCUCGACAGAAGACCACCCAGGGGUGAAAGGGGAGUCCGUGCGCUUGCUGGCCUGGAUAGUGAAGAACAGCAGUUCGACCGAAGUGAAGGCUGCCCUGUGCAGAGGUGGCGCCCUCGUCCACCUGGUGGCCAUGUUGGCAUCUGAGCACGCUGUCAUGCAGAGCGAGGGUCUCUUGGCGCUUGCGCUGAUUGCUUCCUCUCCACCAGACAUUGCUGUAGAAGAAUUUAAAAAGACUGACGUGGUCCAGCUGCUUCACAACCUGCUCAAAACAGAAGGGAUCGCUUCAGAAUGUUUGCAGAAUGGGCUUGCAGUCACGACGGCUCUCGGCAACCUUGGACCUUUCAAGCCACUGCUACUUGAAGAGGGAUACGUAGACACUUUGAAAAACAUGAAACGGAGUCCCGACGUGCUCAUCUCAAAAGCAGCGCAGACGGCGUUAGAAGUCUUAGAAAAGGUGUGACAUGGGUAUGGAUGACGUAAUUCACAUUCACUCGCAAGAAUGAGUGGCUGGGCGCACGGCUCGAUCUCUCUUUGCAGCCGAUGCUUUGAUACAUGGCAGGGUCCUUUCCGUUUAAUGUGUGUGCUCUGCUCACAGCACACAUUUCCCGAGGAACUUCAAUGAGCCUGAGUCACUCAGCCUUAGUCGCUGAGUGACUCAGGCUGUGACUCAGUGGCUCAACAGUGACUCAGCCUCAGUCGCUGAGUGACUCAGCCUGUGACUCAGUGACUCAACAGUGACUCAG
Messenger RNA from Ornithodoros turicata, 2264 nucleotides. RefSeq names its product rap1 GTPase-GDP dissociation stimulator 1-like (gene vimar). The transcript is spliced from 15 exons. The record is from RefSeq and is a predicted model, not a curated record. Bases 122 to 1981 code for a protein of 619 amino acids. Gene Ontology annotation, cellular component: cytosol. Lineage: Eukaryota; Metazoa; Arthropoda; Arachnida; Ixodida; Argasidae. Gene Ontology annotation, biological process: positive regulation of GTPase activity. Gene Ontology annotation, molecular function: guanyl-nucleotide exchange factor activity; protein binding.